Messenger RNA from Nezara viridula (southern green stink bug), 3924 nucleotides. The record is from the annotation of a GenBank genome assembly. NCBI's taxonomy places the organism in Eukaryota, Metazoa, Arthropoda, Insecta, Hemiptera, Pentatomidae.
UUGUUUUAGAGAUGUCCAUCUAAACAAUUUACUAUCGUUAAAAAGGUAUUAACAAAAUCUGUGUAGCUUGUUGAAUGAUUUAGCUUCAAAUCAAAUAAUAGUUAUUAAAAGUUAGAUGGUGUGUAUGUGUAUAAUUAGUAAAUGUUGUGAAAUUUCUUAGAAGAAAGUGCAUGUAAACUUUUUUAUGGUAGUUAUUUAAAUAAUUUUUUAUAACAAAAUUACAUCAGUUUUGAAGGGAAUUCGUCAAGAAAUAUAGGUAAUACCAAGUAACUAUUUUGUUACAAUUUGGCGCGGAUGAAUAAAUGCCAUGCGCGCUACGGCUAUGACCCAGUUUCAAGCCCUCUUCCAUAAGAAGUGUAGGUCUUUUAUUGUGAGGUUGUGUCUCCUACCAACAGGGUCACACAACCCACUUUUUCGUGAUUAAAAGUAGUUAAAACGCCAAAAAAAUUAUAAAACUUUAAAAAUACAAAAAAAUAGUAAAAUAUUAUAAAAAAAAUUAAACAAAUUGUUCGUUUAUCGUUCGUUUGUGAAGAAGUGCAACGUGGUCUGGGAUAGGACUCUGACGUACUGUGAGCAUUCGUUCGAAGCAAUUUGUGAGCCCCGUUCUUUUUAUUCGGUUUGUGUUCUUGUCGAAGCUUUAGCAAACAGCAAAAAUGAAUACAGGACCAGGAGGACCUAAUUACCCCAUGGCAUCUUUAUAUGUGGGUGAUCUGCAUUCAGAUGUUACCGAAGCAAUGCUGUUCGAAAAAUUUUCAUCGGCUGGACCCGUACUUUCUAUUAGAGUAUGCAGAGACAUGAUCACUCGAAGAUCAUUAGGUUAUGCAUAUGUCAAUUUCCAACAACCUGCAGAUGCUGAACGCGCUUUGGAUACUAUGAAUUUUGACAACCUUAAGGGUCGUCCAAUUCGUAUAAUGUGGUCACAACGUGAUCCUUCUCUCAGAAAAUCUGGCGUGGGCAAUGUCUUUAUUAAGAAUUUAGACAAAAGUAUUGACAAUAAGGCUAUGUAUGACACUUUCUCAGCUUUUGGCAAUAUUCUCAGUUGCAAAGUGGCACAAGAUGAAAAUGGCGUUUCCAAAGGAUAUGGUUUUGUCCAUUUUGAAACCGAGGAAGCUGCCACUAAGUCGAUAGAUAAAGUGAACGGCAUGUUGCUCAAUGGUAAAAAGGUUUUUGUUGGUAAGUUCAUUCCACGAAAAGAACGUGAAAAGGAAUUAGGUGAAAAAGCCAAACUGUUUACCAAUGUAUAUGUUAAAAAUUUUGGGGAAGACUUUACUGAUGACAUGCUGAAAGAGAUGUUUGAGAAAUAUGGACCAAUUACCAGUCACACUGUUGUUGUAAACAAAGAUGGCAAGUCUCGUGGCUUUGGUUUUGUUGCUUUCGAAGACCCAGAAGCUGCUGAAAGAGCAGUUGAAGAUCUGAAUGGAAAAGAGCUUAUUGAAGGAAAACCACUAUAUGUAGGAAGAGCGCAGAAAAAAGCUGAGCGUCAGCAAGAAUUAAAACGGAAAUUUGAACAACUCAAAAUGGAGCGUAUGAACCGUUAUCAAGGCGUCAACUUAUAUGUUAAAAAUCUAGAUGAUACUAUAGAUGAUGAAAGAUUGAGGAAAGAAUUCUCUCCUUUCGGAACCAUCACUAGUGCAAAGGUCAUGUUAGAGGAAGGGCGUAGUAAAGGAUUUGGCUUUGUAUGUUUUUCAUCUCCCGAAGAGGCUACCAAAGCAGUAACUGAAAUGAACGGUCGUAUUGUUGGUACGAAACCUUUAUAUGUUGCUCUUGCUCAACGUAAAGAAGAUCGUAAAGCUCAUUUAGCAUCUCAAUACAUGCAAAGAAUGGCCAAUAUGCGUAUGCAACAGAUGGGACAGAUCUUUCCUACUGGUGGUACAGGGGGCUAUUUUGUUCCUACUUUACCUCAGCCCCAAAGAUUUUUUGGACCUGCUCAAAUGGCACAAAUGCGCCCUCAGCCCCGUUGGCCAGCUCAGCCUCAAGUCAGACCCAGCACACAAGCAGCUGCAUCAGGAUUUCCCAAUAUGCAAGGCCCAUUCAGAAGUGGACCACGAGGUCCAGGUGCUGCUGGCGGUGGUGGCGGCCCAGGAAGUGCCGCCGCUGCUGCUGCAGCCAUGCGCUCAUCUAUCAGUGCUGCUGCUGCAGCUGUGGCAGCGGCUGGGCGACCAACAGCCAAUGCUGCUGCUGCUGCCGCUGCCGCUGCUGCAAACCCAGCUGUCGCCCGGCAAUUGGCCCAAGGAGGUUCUCAGGGUGCCCCUGUAUCUGUGUCUGCUCAAGGCCGUCCUGCAAAUUACAAGUACACCGCGAACAUGCGCAACCCACCCCCAAUGGGAGGUGGAGCAGGAGCAGGUGCAGGUGGACCUCCACAGCAAGCCCUACACAUUCAAGGACAGGAACCACUCACCGCAAGCAUGUUGUCAUCAGCAAACCCUCAGGAACAGAAACAAAUGCUUGGAGAAAGGCUCUUCCCCCUUAUCAGAAGUAUGUACCCCGAUCUGGCUGGUAAGAUUACAGGAAUGUUAUUAGAAAUUGAUAACUCAGAAUUGCUACACAUGCUGGAGCAUCAUGAGUCCCUCAAGGCCAAGGUCGAAGAGGCUGUCGCUGUACUACAGGCCCACCAGGCUAAGCAAGCUGCUGCAUCUGUCAAAAAAGAAUAAGAGAAGUAAAUUAUUAUGGGUUAGGCUAGGCCCAUGGCCAGGCAUAACUUUAGGAAUGGGGGAAACCCGACCACGCUCUCUUCAUUCGCCCCUUUCACCUAUCGAAAAGAAUAAAGGAACAGAAAUAAUGCCUUAAACUUAAAAAAAACAAAAAAUUUGCUAAAAACAUAAAAAAGAAACAAGUAACAGUCUUGAAACAAUUUUUAUAAAUAUUAACAGAUCAUUUUCAGUAAUCCCCUUUUGCCCAUGAUGUCUUCAGGCGAGGAUAUUUUUUUUAUUCUCAAAUUAUGUUCUCCCAUUCCUGUUCGAAAUUUAUUUUUGUAAUUUUCCUUUUUCUUUCUUUUCUUUUUUUUACAACUAUUAUUUCUAUCUUUCUUGUGACAUUGCAGCGUAUUGACAUUAUUUUUAAUCUUAAUUGUAAUCUUGAUUUGUUUUGUAUUAUUUUCUUGGUUCUUAAUUAUUAUUAUUGUAUUCAUACUAUUAAUUAUAUUAUAAUGGUGUCUUUGUUCAAUAAAUCUUUGCAUUUAUUUGCAACAUUAAAAUGUUUUGGUAAAUUUUAUGUAUUUCUUUUAAUUGGAAGUUAUUCUGGAUAUUGUUUUAUGACCAUUGUGGUGCUGUGGUGGAAAAAAAAAUUAAAAAAUCAUCUUUUCCUUUUAUUAUAUUUUUUACAUUUUAAAGUAAAACAUUCCGUAGUUUUUCCUGAAUAUGAAUUGAUAUUUUGACUUCAUCACAGCAACCAGUUAUUAAAUUAAAAUUGAUUUUUUUACAUCAAGUUAUAUCAAUUUUCUUGAUUUAACUUAAAUAUUCCACUCCUGUUUUCCAUUAUAUUAAAAUACCCUUAAGUCCUUAUUUCAUUUACACGAGCUUAGAAACAUUUACAAAAACUGAAAAUGUGGAUUAUCAGUUGUUAUUGUUUUCAUUAUUAUCCUGUGUUUAUUGCUUAAAAUUUUAUGUAAGAUGCUUGUCAGUCACUGGACUUAAAGUAUUUUUUUUAUAAAAACUGAUGAAAAAAAAAAUUCCUUUUAAAAAAAUAGUAAAAACAUCCACAUUACGUUGAAGUGUUUCGGUAUUAAACAUAUUAAUAAAGUGAGUUAACAUUUCCUUUUUAUUGUGUUUAGUACCCAGUUAAUAUUGCUGGUUUAAAAGUUGUAUAUGUUUUCUAUUUAUGUGGAAUGAAAAACAUGUAAAAAAAUGAAACUAUGUUAACACAUACAAUUAAAAAAAUGAUUGAAUAAAAAUGUUUUUUUUUAUUUUAUCCUCUAUCACCAUUGUA